AUGAGAAGAUGUGGUUCAACAUCAGCUUUGACAAUCUUCGUAGUUUACGUUCCAACAUCAAGCUCCGAAGGAGAAGUGGAAGCUUUCUAUAUGGAGCUGGAGAAGUUGUACAUAGAAGAUCAUACCUUCUGCAAGGUCAUAAUUGGUGACUUCAACGCCAAAAUUGGCCCCAGAAGAACAUCGGAACCCACAGCCUUCAAUGGAAUGAGCAGGGAGAAAGGCUUCCCGAAAGCUUUCCUCUACGCUGGUGGUAGGAGUCAUCCGAUGGAGUGUAUCAUAAUGAAAUUGACCACAUCAACACUACGUGGAGCUCCACGAGCUGCAGGAAACCAAGAACUCACGUCCGCGCUCGCAAAGCUUUGCAGAGAGGCGAUAAAGGAAGACCUUAAAGAGAGAAGAGCAGAAGUGCUGGCUGAAGCUGCAGAGGCGGGGAAAAGCCUUCGCUAUGUCCGUCGAGACUUCGCCAGUCACAAGACGAGGAUGACUGCUCUCCGGAACCCAAAGGGAACAGCCAUUGCAUCGAGAAGGGGGAUGGAGAAAAUCAUCUACGACUUCUACUCUGAUCUCUUCGACAGCCAUGUCCACUUCCCUCCUCACCAUCUGAGGGAAGACGGACAUGUCAUUCCAAAGGUCCUCCCUUCCGACAUGCCAUCUUUUCGGUGA
Messenger RNA from Necator americanus (New World hookworm), 663 nucleotides. RefSeq lists its product as uncharacterized. NCBI's taxonomy places the organism in Eukaryota, Metazoa, Nematoda, Chromadorea, Rhabditida, Ancylostomatidae. The transcript is spliced from 3 exons. The coding region runs from base 1 to 663 and encodes 220 amino acids. The record is from RefSeq and is a predicted model, not a curated record.